AGUUGGAUUGUUUUUUUAACAAACUUCAGGAGCCCCUCUGUGCUGAUUGAAUUGAGAAAAGAAGUAGAGAAAAACAGGGAUUGCUUCAGGAACCCUAAAUAAAGAAAAAUCGGUCAGUUAGAAAUGGUGAGAGGAAGUGAAAUUCUUUCAAAAACCGGUAUCAGCAAGACACUUGUUGAAAUCAUGGUCUGCCCUCUUUCUAAACAACCAUUAAGUAGGUUCUGUCAGAAAUCAAAUUCACUCAUCAGUGAUGCUAUUGGUGUGUCUUAUCCUAUAGUGGACGGGAUUCCACAUCUGGUGCCUCAUGAUGGUAAGAUGAUUGAUUCAGAUACUGCAACUGUGCCCAAUGAUUCUGUGGAUUCAUCUGACUCUAAAAAGGAUAGUUGAAGAGUGUGCUACUAAAAUAAUGUGCUCAUAUAUAGAAGAUGGAGCCCUCUUAUUCCGAGUUUUUAGAUUGCAGAAGACGCAUGUGACGGUGAGAACUAAUAUAUGUAUGCUCAUAGUUUUUACUGACAGUCUAGAGCUUAUUGAUUAUUACCAUGGUGAAUGAACCAGAACUUCUUCUGCUGCUGAAUAUAUAGAUUUUUGACAGAAUGCGUGUGCUGUAUUGUGGUUAGGGUUCGAGAUUCAGCUCUUUUAUUUUGAUUGUUCUUUUUGCUUAUGUAAAACUUGCUGCUGAGAUGAACAUGAUUAUGAGUAGCUUUUUCUUAGCUUC
Molecule: messenger RNA, 715 nt
Organism: Daucus carota subsp. sativus
Lineage: Eukaryota; Viridiplantae; Streptophyta; Magnoliopsida; Apiales; Apiaceae
Exons: 3
Coding region: 124-387 (87 amino acids)
Source: RefSeq, a predicted model, not a curated record